AUGAGCCGGAUAUUUCAGGCAGAUGGUCGCGUCGUCCCGGUCACUAUGAUCCAAGCCGGUCCUUGUUCAGUCACCCAGAUCAAGACCAAUGAGACCGAUGGCUACCAGGCAGUUCAACUGGGAUUUGAUUCGGUCAAAAAGCUCAACAAGCCAGAAACCGGACACCUUAAGGGGACUCCACUUGCUCGUCAUCUUAGAGAAGUAAAGGCAGACGACAUCGGCGAGUUUAAACUGGGCCAGCAAGUGAAGGUGGAUAUAUUUGAACCGGGCGAGAUAGUCGACGUCAUCGGGAAGUCCAAAGGUAGAGGAUUUGCUGGUGUUAUGAAGCGCCACGGUUUUGCUGGAGGGCCCCGGACCCACGGUCAAUCCGACCGAGCCCGUGCCCCGGGUUCUAUCGGUGGCGGCACCACACCUGGCAGAGUGUACAAGGGCUUGAAGAUAGGCCGGUCACAUGGGAAAUACUCGCAUCACGGUCAAGAAUCUAGAGGUUGUCAAGGUGGAUGCGGAACGUAA
Molecule: messenger RNA, 513 nt
Organism: Geodia barretti
Lineage: Eukaryota; Metazoa; Porifera; Demospongiae; Tetractinellida; Geodiidae
Source: the annotation of a GenBank genome assembly